UCAUUCUUAUUUUCUCUUCCAACUUCCUAUUCCUUGAAACUUUCUUUGCUCAUUCCCGAUCGACUAAUAUUCAGCACCGAUGGAGAAGACUGCCAAGUCAGUUCUGCAGCUUCCAACUUACGGAAACACCGUCACAAUUCUCAGCAUUGAUGGUGGAGGGAUCAGAGGAAUCAUCCCUAGCGUAAUCCUUGGAUUUUUAGAGUCUGAGCUUCAGAAAUUGGAUGGUAAAGAUGCAAGACUUGCUGACUACUUCGAUGUGAUUGCCGGAACAAGCACUGGUGGCCUUGUGACUGCUAUGCUAACUGCCCCUAAUGAAAAUAACCGCCCCCUUUAUGCUGCCAAAGAUAUCAAGGACUUCUAUCUUGAAAAUUGUCCUAAAAUCUUCCCCCAAGAGAGCAAUUUCUUUGGUCAAGCUCAACAAGAACUUAGGCUUCUAUCAGGACCCAAAUACGAUGGCAAGUAUCUCCAUAAUUUGCUACAACAAAAAGUGGGAAAAACAAAGUUGCACCAAACAUUGACUAAUGUUGUCAUUCCAACGUUUGAUAUCAAGCUACUCCAGCCUACCAUUUUCUCUAGCUAUGCGAUCAAGAAUGAGCCAAGUCUAGACGGUGUGCUCUCUGAUAUAUGCACUGGAACUUCAGCUGCUCCCACUUUCCUUCCGGCCCAUCAUUUUGAAACCAAAAAUUCUGAUGGGAGCAAGAGAGAAUUCAAUCUCGUUGAUGGUGGAGUUGCAGCAAAUAAUCCGACUUUGGUUGCCAUGAACCAAGUGACCAGGGAGAUAAGCAAAGGAAAUUCCGACUUUUCUCCCAUGAAGCCUAUGGAAUUUGACCGGUUUCUUGUCCUAUCUCUGGGAACCGGUACAGCAAAAAUUGAACAGAAAUAUGAUGCAGACAACGCAGCCAAGUGGGGCAUUUUGGCUUGGCUAGUCAAUGGUGGUUCAUCUCCACUAGUAGACGUCUUCACCGAAGCAAGCAGUGACAUGGUCGAUUUUCACCUUGCUACAAUCUUUCAAACCCUCCAAUGUGAAGCCAAUUACCUACGCAUUCAGGAUGACACUUUAACUGGGGAUCUAUCGUCUGUGGAUAUCGCAACUGAGAAAAAUUUAGAGAAUCUGGUGCAAGUCGGCGAGAAAUUGCUCAAAAAACCAGUUUCGAGGGUGAAUUUGCAAUCUGGAGUUUUUGAACCUCUGAAUCAGGGUACAAAUGAGGAUGCGCUCAAAAAGUUUGCGGAAACGGUUUCAAAGGAGAAGCGGCUUCGUGAUAUUAGAUCAAAAGAAGGGGUGCCAAAGCGCAAGUGAUUACAUAUAUAGUUUCUUGGAAACAUUUUACUUGUGAUCAUGUUGUAAUAAUUAUGUUCAUUUAAAUUCAUCUUCUUUGAAGGCAUGUACUUUUAUCGUUUUAUUCUAUUGAUAAAUAAUCCCUGGUUCAAAGUAUCAGACGCGAAUUGUAUUAUGUAUAUCAUUUCAAUA
Molecule: messenger RNA, 1468 nt
Organism: Coffea eugenioides
Lineage: Eukaryota; Viridiplantae; Streptophyta; Magnoliopsida; Gentianales; Rubiaceae
Product: patatin-like protein 2
Exons: 7
Coding region: 80-1297 (405 amino acids)
Biological process (GO): lipid metabolic process
Molecular function (GO): glycerophospholipase activity; monoacylglycerol lipase activity
Source: RefSeq, a predicted model, not a curated record